Molecule: messenger RNA, 2034 nt
Organism: Anopheles cruzii
Lineage: Eukaryota; Metazoa; Arthropoda; Insecta; Diptera; Culicidae
Exons: 11
Coding region: 1-2034 (677 amino acids)
Source: RefSeq, a predicted model, not a curated record
AUGAAGUUCCAGCUACUUGUGGUGAUAGUGUUGUGCACAAUCUCGGUGCAGUGUCGGCAUCAGCCGAAUAUGACCGAGUACAAGCUGAUGCCGCGAGUGUUUCAGUUCGACGAUUACGACGAUUGUUUGAACGAUGAUCCCACCGUUCCCGGAGUGUACUGCAUGGUGAAGGCGGUGGUGCAUCCCAACCAGUCGUCCCGCGUAUGGAGAGUGAUCGAAGAGUAUUCUCGCAAUUGGAAGCAACAUCUGAACCACGCGCAUCUUGAUCGAGGGAUCUGCGUGCAGAACUGUGCCCUCAAACUGGCAUCGCUCGACAAGACCAUAGAUCUCGCAAAGCUUGUGGUGCCGAAAUUUGAAAUAGACUUUCCGUAUAUCAUGAAAAAUGGCACAUUUCGUGAUGUAGACGAGUAUAGACGCAACUACUCGACGAUGCUGGCCCAAUGUAUCAACUACGACCUAAUGCUGCAACAUGGCCUACGGGCAUACACCGAGAUCGAGUACUGCGAUAGCAACACGAGAUCCUACCCAAUUGUUUCCAUGGCAUUUGUAUCGUUUUCGAUCAUUCGCAACUGGUACCGUCUCACAUCCCGAGGCAAUGAUUCACUGAGUCACUCCAUUCGGUAUAUUCAUGCGGUAAGGUUUAUGAUAUUCAUGAUGAUAAACAUGGGCCACAACAUCUUAUACGCCCAACCACGCACGGCGAUGGUCAUCGAAAGGAAAUACGAUGAACUCGAUUCCAUGGUGAUUGCCAACGGAUCCCACGUAGUGACGACGUUCUUCUUCAUCGGGGCGUUAAUGUUGGUGCUGUCACUGGUAUCCAAAUUGGAAGAAACCGGCAAGAAACUUGGAAUCAUUGAAAUCAUAAUGAUAUCCAUUGCGCGCUACAUACGCCUAACUCCCGUCUACGCUUUUAUGAUGAUGUUGGAAGCCACGUGGUUGGUACGCUAUCUGGAUGGGCCUCUCUGGCGCAAGGGAUUUGAAACCUCGCGUACCUACUGUCGCCGACAUUGGUGGGCUAAUCUCUUGUACAUCAACAACUACUACGCGACUGACGAGCCUUGCAUGCAACAAUCGUGGUAUUUGGCGGCUGACUUCCACAUGUUCGUCUACGGUUUGGUGGUGUGUGUCAUUGUUUUGCGAUUUCCCAAAUUGCGGACGUACAUUCUCUCCUUUCUGCUGUUGGUAUGGUCUAUGGCAGCAGCCAUUUUAGUGUACAUUAACGGAUACGAAGCGGUGACGGUUCUACCUCCACAACCUCUGAGAUUCUUUUUCUGGUACUGGGGUAUGUACCAGGAUACAUACUUGCCAACCCAUAUGAAUCUGGUCAACUACACGGCGGCGAUUAUGGGUGCGUUCUACGUUCUACAUCUGAAGAAAACGAACUUCAAAGUACCAAAGAUCUUCGCAUUGCUGUGGAUUCUUGGCGUGUUGGCAAUGCCCGCCUAUUUCAUUUCUGGAUACUUCAUUUACAGCAACAUUUUUGAAACACCGGCAGUCUGGAUGGCACUAUUGUACCCACUGGGGCUGACCGAGUACAAGCUGAUGCCUCGGGUGUUUCAGUUCGACGAUUACGACGAUUGUUUGAACGAUGAUCCCACCGUUCCCGGAGUGUACUGCAUGGUGAAGGCGGUGGUGCAUCCCAACCAGUCGUCCCGCGUUUGGAGAGUGAUCGAAGAGUAUUCUCGCAAUUGGAAACAACAUCUGAACCACGCGCAUCUUGAUCGAGGGAUCUGCGUGCAGAACUGUGCCCUCAAACUGGCAUCGCUCGACAAGACCAUAGAUCUCGCAAAGCUUGUGGUGCCGAAAUUUGAAAUAGAUUUUCCGUACGUCAUUAAAAACGGUACCUUCCGUGAUGUGGCCGAAUAUCAACGAAACUAUUCGGAAGUUCUUUCCCAGUGCAUCAACUAUGAUCUCAUGCGGCAGUACGGGUUACGAGCAUACACGGAGAUCGAGUAUUGCAAUAGCAACACGCGGUCCUAUCCGAUUGGUAAUCUCGAUCGACGACUUGGGACCUGCGCGUAUGAUAACGAAUAA